Messenger RNA from Spodoptera exigua (beet armyworm), 1505 nucleotides. NCBI's taxonomy places the organism in Eukaryota, Metazoa, Arthropoda, Insecta, Lepidoptera, Noctuidae. The record is from the annotation of a GenBank genome assembly.
UGUGAUUGUAAUUUUAUAGCGUGGUACCUAUGGCUAAUAUUUUGGAGUAGAUAAUAUAAGGUCUUUCUCGCGUAUGAUCGGUCUGUGUAAAAUAUUCGCUCGACGAGAGCAUACACCGCAGUGUUAAACACCAUAUAUAUAAAAUAAUACGCGAAUGUUACAUCCAGCAACAAAAUGUGGGUAUCCUUAAUUCUUGUGAGCAUCCUAAUAGUGACGGAUAUUAGCAAAGCUGGCCCUUUACGGAACAGAUAUUCAAAAUAUCUAGAACUAGAACCAGUUGAAAGAUUUAUAGAAUACAUCCGUAUAGACACCAGCAGAGAAGAAAAUAUCAAACAUGCAAUUGAUUUCUGGGUACGACAGGCAAAUGAAGUGGGCUUGCCUUACACCGUGUAUGCUCCAGCCGGCAAGCCCAUAUUUGUGGCUACUCUGGAGGGCUCUGACCCCUCUCUACCAAGUAUCAUGCUCAACUCACAUAUGGACGUAGUUACAGUUGAUGAGACCGAGUGGAUGUAUCCGCCUUUCGCAGGAUAUAUGGAUGCAAAUGGCGAUAUUUUUGGGCGUGGAACACAAGAUACGAAGGACAUAAGUAUACAGUACCUGGAAGCUCUACGCAAAUUUAAAAAGGAUAACAUUACUUUAGCGCGUACCAUACAUCUUACUGUUAUGCCAGAUGAGGAAUCUGGUGGCAAGAAUGGUAUAAAGGCGUUUAUCAAAACAAAACAAUUUAAAGCAUUGAACAUUGGCUUCGCUUUGGACGAAGGCCUGGCAUCUGGAGAUGACACUAUGAUUGCUACAUAUGUGGAUAGGAGACCUUGGCAGAUGAGGUUCACAGUCCAUGGUCAAGGCGGUCAUGGUUCUUCAAUAGCCGAAGAAACAGCUGCUGAAAAGCUUUACAAAUUAACGGAUACUAUAAUGGCGUACAGAGAAAUCCAGAAAGACAUUAUGAGGGCGAAGAAUGCUACCGAUUACAGUGGGUUCAACAGCAUCAAUAUUAAUAUGUUUGACGGUGGACAAGCUCCAAACAUAAUACCUUCGAAAUUGUCACUCGUUGUCGACAUGAGGCUGGCUCCCGAAGCUGAUGCUGACGAAAUCCAAGCUUUAGUGGACUCGUGGUUGCGGGAGACUGGUAACGGUACUGAGUUGUCGUACAUCCGUCACGAGAAAGUGUCGCUGCCUACUGUUUUAGACGACUCUAACCAAUAUUGGGUUACAUUAAGGAAUACGUUAAACAAUAUGGGUAUCACAGUUAGAUCGAUGGUGUGUCCAGCGACGUCUGACAUCAUGAAUCUCCGAAACCUCGGCAUACCAGCCCUAGGUUUCACGGCGAAGUCCAACACAAUAUCAAGGAUACACGCCAAGAACGAAUAUAUUAACGUAGAGACUUUCCUCAGAGGCAUCGAAAUAUACACUGAACUAAUAAAGAAUUUAGGAAACUUAAUCAACUCUUGAUAAUACGUUACUGUGAUUGGUAUUUAUAAAAAAAUAGUCAUAGAAUAAUUGUAGGA